This is a messenger RNA of Cinclus cinclus, 1907 nucleotides long. RefSeq names its product SRY-box transcription factor 18 (gene SOX18). The record is from RefSeq and is a predicted model, not a curated record. Bases 243 to 1496 code for a protein of 417 amino acids. Gene Ontology annotation, biological process: lymphangiogenesis; vasculogenesis; angiogenesis. The transcript has 2 exons. Gene Ontology annotation, molecular function: RNA polymerase II cis-regulatory region sequence-specific DNA binding; DNA-binding transcription factor activity, RNA polymerase II-specific. Lineage: Eukaryota; Metazoa; Chordata; Aves; Passeriformes; Cinclidae.
GCAUCCCAAAAGUUUUUUUUUGUGGGGAAAGGGGGGAAAAAUAAAAAAAAAUAUAGGAAAAAAAAAAAGAAAAGAAAAGAAACCAAAACAAACGCAGGCGAGCCCGAGUCCCCCGAAGGCAGGCGAGGGAGGCGAACUGCGGGCGGCUGCUCGGCGGUGCUGGACCCGGUGGGACGCGGCAGGAAUCCCGAUUCUCUCUCCGGCACCCGGUCGGGUCGGACACAAAGUGCUGUCCAGCUGGAAUGAAUAUAUCUGAGUCUAACUACUGCCGAGAGGAGAUAUCGCAACCCCGGGGCGACUGUUCAUGGGUCACCGCCGCCGUUCCGGCCGCUGAGCCCGGGCUCGCCUUCCCGCGCCCCCCGGGAGCCGCCUCCCCCGCCAGCCGCACGCCCAGCCCCGAGCCCGGCUUCGCCUUCGGCCCCGGCCCCGGCGGCGCGGCCCCCGGCGCGGCCCCCAGCCGCACGCCCAGCCCCGAGCCGGGCUAUGGAUACAGCCCCCCGGCCGGCCGCCCCGAGGGCAAGGCCGCCGAGGACUCCCGCAUCCGCCGGCCCAUGAACGCCUUCAUGGUCUGGGCGAAGGAUGAGCGCAAGCGGCUGGCGCAGCAGAACCCCGACCUGCACAACGCCGUGCUCAGCAAGAUGCUGGGCCAGUCAUGGAAAGCACUGAGUGCCAGUGACAAGCGUCCCUUCGUGGAAGAGGCAGAGCGACUGCGAAUCCAGCAUCUCCAGGAUCACCCCAACUACAAAUACCGCCCAAGGAGAAAGAAGCAAGCCAAGAAAAUCAAGAGGAUGGAACCCAAUAUCCUCCUGCAUAACCUUUCCCAGCCUUGCAGUGACAACUUCAGCAUGAGUCACCAUGGCGGCAGCCAGCCGGGCCACCCCCAGCCUCCCCCACUUAACCACUUCAGAGAACUCCACUCCAUGGGGUCGGAUAUUGAAAACUAUGGCUUGCCAACUCCUGAGAUGUCUCCCUUGGAUGUCUUGGAACAGACCGAGCCGGCGUUUUUCCCUCCGCACAUGCAGGAUGACUGCAACAUGAUGCCCUUUCGAGGCUACCACCACCAUCACCAGAUGGAGUUUCCCCAGGAGAAGUGCAUGGGGCGGGACGUGGCCGUGCCCUACACGCAGACCCCCUCACACUUGGCCGACGCCAUGAGGACUCCCCAUCCCUCCAGCCUUUACUACAACCAGAUGUGCUCAGGAACUCAGAACGGGCUUUCCGCCCACCUGGGCCAGCUGUCACCCCCUCCUGAAGCCCACCACAUGGAGAGCGUGGAUCACUUGAACCAAACCGAGCUCUGGACAGACGUUGACCGCAACGAGUUUGACCAGUAUUUGAACAUGAGCAGGACUCGUCCCGAAGCCUCGGGCCUCCCUUACCAUGUCUCCCUGUCCAAAGUGACUCCUAGAAGCAUCUCCUGCGAGGAGAGCAGUUUGAUAUCUGCCCUGUCCGAUGCCAGCAGUGCUGUUUACUAUAGCCCCUGCAUCACUGGUUAGGUUGACCCCACCAUCCAAUGCGCGCACCAGGAGAGCCCCGACUCUCCUCUAAAAACAAAAAGCCAUCCUCCUUUAACCACGAGCUCCAUCAUAUUUAGAGUAUCUCAUUAAGUGCAUCGCUUUCUUGUUUGUUCUUUUUUAUUUUGAUUUUUUAAUUUUUUUUUUUUUAGAGACAGACCAUGCUGAACUCACUGAUAUACCGUAUAACUAUGUAACACAGAUAGAUGCCUUUCCCCACCGUGCUCCCCGCUCCAGCCCUCGGCAGGGCACAUCUCCAGCUCCCUCAACCUCCAAGGGGCAUUUUCAAGCCAAUUCCAGUAAAUCCUGCCUGAAACAUUCAGACCAGGAUGAGCCAAAGUGUGACCUGUCCCCAGUAUUUAACCCAAGGACAGGCGAACUUUUAGGGGGGAA